Zea mays is the source of this 2510-nucleotide messenger RNA. Its product is annotated as NAC domain-containing protein 74. Lineage: Eukaryota; Viridiplantae; Streptophyta; Magnoliopsida; Poales; Poaceae. Gene Ontology annotation, biological process: regulation of DNA-templated transcription. Gene Ontology annotation, molecular function: DNA binding. The transcript has 5 exons. The record is from RefSeq and is a predicted model, not a curated record. Bases 499 to 2052 code for a protein of 517 amino acids.
UAGUUAAAGACGCGGGCGCACGCAGCCCCCACGCAGACAAGCAGUGCACCCACAGCUUCCUGGCUGCUUCGUCCAUCUCGCCCAAUCGCCCUCCCCUACUACUCGCUCCCCACCACCCUACCUCUGACGCUUCCCCCACCCAGUGCCGCCACUCCCAGCCUUGACUCGUCCGCUGGGCCGAACACCGCCCUCGAGCUCUUCGCUGUGCCCCCUCCAGGCUCCUCUUCCCCGCACGGCGGCGCCGUCCUGGUGGUUACGCGGGGCGCCGGUCGGGCGCGAUCGGCCGUGCGGGCACCUGGGCUCCGGAGAGGUGAGCCGAUCCCGUCGUCGGCCUCGACGUGCCGUUUCUGUUCGUCUGGUGCUGGUGCCCUGGUCGGUGUGCGGUGUUUUUGUUGGGCGUUUAUCUGUUCUACGCGUCCCUGGCGCUCGGGGUGCGACUGCGCGGCGUGUGCGGUGGUGCGGCCACGAUGGUGGUGGAUUCGCUUAGGACAUUGUAAAAUGGAAGUACUGCGUGAUAUGCACCUGCCACCAGGAUUUGGAUUCCAUCCUUCUGAUAUAGAACUUGUUUCUCACUAUCUCAAGAGGAAAAUACUUGGUCAGAAAAUUGAAUAUGAUCUUAUACCAGAGGUGGAUAUAUACAAGCAUGAACCAUGGGAUUUACCUGCAAAGUGCAAUCUUCCAAUCAAGGACAACAAGUGGCAUUUCUUUGCCUCUCGUGACAGGAAGUACCCUACUGGCUCUAGGUCAAACAGAGCAACACUAGCUGGUUACUGGAAAUCAACUGGGAAGGACCGAGCCAUAAAGCUGAACAAGCUAACUCUAGGAACAAAAAAGACGUUAGUUUUUCAUGAAGGCCGACCACCCUCUGGCAGACGCACUGAGUGGAUUAUGCAUGAGUACUACAUCGACGAGAAUGGAUGUAAAGUCAGCCCUGAUAUGAAGGAUGCCUUUGUCCUCUGCCGUGUUACUAAAAGAAAUGACUGGUCAUUAGAUAAUGAUAAUGAGGUGGGCAACAGGAGCUCUCAUCUGGAACAACCAGAUGCUGCUACAUCAGUUGUCAGCACUGUAAAGCCAGAAGAUGUUGCUGCCUCAGUCAUCUGUCCAGAAGAAUCGAACCAUGCAACUACACCAAUUGGCAGUGCUGAACUAUCUAAUGAUGUUGCUCAGGCAGCUAUCACUCCUGCAGCUAUCACUCCUGAUUCAACAACUCCAAAUGGUGGUAAUGAACUGGAAACAUGGCUGCAAGAACUGUUGGAUCCUUCACCUCCAUUUAACCUUGUAGCUGAUACUGGUUCUGCUGACGUGUGUCCGACUGAACAAUAUGCUGAAUCAUCAAAUUUGCAGAAUCCUGGUUCCAUGGCUCCGAAUAUCAGACCAGGCCAUGCUAGCCCUAUCCAGGAUGGAACAGAUGCCACAGACUACCUAUUCACAGAUGAUCUUCCCGAGGAUCUUUACAGUAUGUUGUAUCCUGGUACUGACCAGUUCAAUGAUAGCAUAUUUUUGGAACAAACUGGCCAGGAAGGUAAUAACAAUCAGACAAACUACAUGAUGGGGAUUGGUUCAUAUGUUCUUCCAAACAACUUUGAGAAUGAAACUCCGAAUGCCGAAUUGCAGUUAGAUCAUGAAAAUAACAAGAUGGAUAUGUCAAAUGAAAAUAAUGACACCGGAAUUACAAUACGAAGGCGCAGAGCAACUGCGCCUCCCGCUAACAUUUCACUAGCAGCUGGCAAGAUUAAAAUGCAGGUUGGAAUUAAGAGGAUGGUUACGAGUAAUUCAGAAUCUAUCAACCAGACUAUGAAGUUUACAGAUAACAGUGGUCGUCGUCUUGAUCUCAGGACUGAUGUUGAGCACCAGAAGAAAAAUGCAAACAAUGUCAUUUCUGCCAAGCAGUCUGAUGCAGCCAAUCAUGAAGCCCACAGCAACCAAGGUUAUCUCGAGGGCUUCAAAAGAUGUUCAUCAGCUGGAUUCAGGGCAUACAUAUUUGUUGCCCUUUUUGUGGUUGGAGUUGCUGCUCUAGUGCUGCAUUAUCACCGCUCCAAUGCCAACCUAUGAAUUUGAAUCAUGGAACAUCAGCAUGCUUGAUUGUAGCUCUAGUGGUCAGUGGCAGCAUUGGCUUCGUCCUUGGAGUAGUUCGCUAGCUUUGCUUGCAUUGGAAAUGGAAUAGAAAUCGAGUUCCUCAGCUUAUCUCACUGGGAUUACUGGAAAUACAUUUUUGCGACCACUGAUUCCCAGUUAUCUCCACUUUUUUUUUGUGGUGCUGUACAUAUUAAUUUUUUUUCUCUCUUCUUUUGAUCGUCUAGUUGCUACCAACGGGUGCCUAUCGAAAAUCGAAAAAGAAAAAAAGUGGGAAAAGGGUUGGUCGUAUGAACAAAAAAGAUGUAGCUUCAGACUGUUACUACUAUCCUUAGCUUUGUAAAUCUGAACCAUGUUUGUACAGUACACUACAUAGUGGAGCGGCCACUGCAUUGUCUGCAUUCUCUUUUAUUAUAGCAUCUUUUUGAACAAGUGAA